Molecule: messenger RNA, 1140 nt
Organism: Hyaloscypha bicolor E
Lineage: Eukaryota; Fungi; Ascomycota; Leotiomycetes; Helotiales; Hyaloscyphaceae
Exons: 2
Coding region: 49-1068 (339 amino acids)
Biological process (GO): secondary metabolic process
Source: RefSeq, a predicted model, not a curated record
CUCAGCGAUGUGACUCUUGCUCCAUUAUAUACUUCCUCAAAGCUAGUCAUGGUGAAAAUCACAGCGAUCAGAGAAAGCAACCAGCGCUUCGCCAACUCACAUGAUGAACAAGGCCUCGUGUGCGUCUUCGCUGGAGCAACAAGCGGCAUCGGAGCCAGCACACUCGAGAGAAUGGCAACCAUGCUCCACUCCCCAACGCUCUACGUAAUCGGGCGCUCAGCAACGCGAUUUGCAGCUCAACAUACAAAACUAGCAACCUUGAACCCAAGCUGUAAGAUCGCAUUUCUCGAAGCCGAUGUAUCGCUGCUCUCAGAUGUGGAUACGGUCUGUAAACAGAUCAUACAGGCAGAGAAAAAGGCGGAUUAUUUAUAUAUGAGUCCCGGAUUGGUGCCUUUGAAUGGAGCCCAAUGUUCAUUCCUCACCUCCAUAUCGAGUUUGAGAUCUGACGAGCAAAUAGAUACGAAAGAACACCUCGACGCAGGCUUCACGCUCUCCUACUACUCCCGCAUGCGUCUCGUCUCAAACUUCCUUCCCCUCCUUCGCAAAUCCUCCCGGCCAGUAAUCCUCAGUGUCCUGAGCGCUGGCGCCGAGAAACCCCUCCUAGAAACUGAUUUUGGCCUUGCGCAAAACUGGUCGUUCACGGCACUUCUAAACCACACUAUCACGAUGACUUCGCUCGCCUUCUCAUAUCUCUCCCAAGAUCCAAGUAAUAAGGAUAUUACGUUCGUACACUCGGCCCCAGGGUUGGUGAAGACGCAGAUUUUUAGUAAGUUAGAGGCGCCGGAGGGGUCGGGAUUGCUUUGGAGGGUGCUGUUACCGGUGGUAAAGGGAGCGGCGGCGGUGAUGUAUUGGAUGAUGGCUGUUUCUAUGGAGGAGAGUGGCGAGAGGCAGGCGUUCCUAUUGGUGAGUGAGGAGUUUGAGCCUGGGGCUUGGAGAGUUAAUCAGGCGUGUGAAGUUAUUCCUGUUGUGGAGAAUGGUGUUUUUGAGAAGUAUGUCGAGAGGGGGUGGGGAGAGAAAGUUUGGGAGCAUACUGGUCACCUAUUUGAAAAGACCUUGGCUUUAAACUGAGUGUAAAAACACAUCGAGAACACGGAAAAUUUAGGUAGCAAGUUAUAUGCGGAAAAAUCAGGGAGAAGUGGC